CAGAGACUGCAUGUUGCUUGGAGACUUGGCGGUGAUGUUCUGAAGCUUCCCUGUCCUACGUGAAGCCGGAAACAAGUUAAUGGUCACAUGAAGGUGUGGACGGACGUAGCAACAUGACAAAUGACAGCAGUAGAGAGUCGUGGAAUAUAUCCGACAUGGUGAACAAGACGUCCACUGAAGAGACCAGUCCGCUGAAGGUGACAACAACAGUGGUGAUGACGGGAAGUCUCAUCAUCAUAAUGUUGGGUGUCGGAGCUUGCAUCCAGCUGAAGGAACUGUGGGCUCAUCUGAGACGUCCAUACGGCAUCCUCAUCGGGGCGGCGUCACAAUUCAUCGUGCUGCCUCUGACGGCGUUCGGCCUUGGUCAUGCCCUGCAGCUGCCCCCAAAGCAGGCGAUAGGGAUGCUGAUCAUGAGCUGUUGCCCGGGUGGAUCCACCUCUAAUAUGUUCACGUUGUGGGUGGAUGGAGACGUGCCGCUAAGUCUGACAAUGACCACAGUGAAUACGGUUUUGUCAGCCGGAUUUCUGCCGCUCAAUCUUCUCAUCUAUAGCCGCUCUUGGACAAACAAGAAGGCUGUUAUACCUUUUGGCAACCUGGCACAAGCGUUUGCUAUGAUGCUGGUACCGGCAGUCGUAGGUAUAGCAGUGCGUCACUGGAAGCCAAAGGUUGCCAUGUACAUUAUAAAGAUAGGUAGCGCGGCUGGAGCAGUGUCAGUUGUAGCGGCCAUGACUCUCACAAGCCUGCUCUACCCUUUCAUGUACUACUCUUCCUGGAGGAUCUACUUCGCCGUUGUCUUCCUUCCAUUCAUCAGUUUUGGGUUUGGAUACGCAACUGCCUUCAUCUUCCGGAUGCCACACUUUCGGUGUAGAACUGUUGCCAUGGAAACAGGAAUACAAAAUUUCCCAUUUUGCAUGACCCUUCUAUCCUUGACAUUCAGCCAAUCAGAAAUGGGUGAACUGUCCUUGUAUCCUUUGUUAUUUGGUGUUUUUAUUCUUGUGGACUCAGUAAUCGCGACUGCCAUGUAUAGGACUGGAGUCCUCAUGUACAGUAAGAUGUCUAAGCAAGGGGAGUUUACCCCUGUGUCCAUAGACAGCAAUGAACACCACCCAGGUGCCACAAAACAGACAUGUUAACAUCAAGUGAAAAUAUUCGGAGAGGUUCAACACUCAUUUCGUUUGAUUAAAACUGCACUUUA
Haliotis rubra (blacklip abalone) is the source of this 1195-nucleotide messenger RNA. RefSeq names its product ileal sodium/bile acid cotransporter-like. Gene Ontology annotation, molecular function: bile acid:sodium symporter activity. The transcript is spliced from 5 exons. Bases 114 to 1133 code for a protein of 339 amino acids. NCBI's taxonomy places the organism in Eukaryota, Metazoa, Mollusca, Gastropoda, Lepetellida, Haliotidae. The record is from RefSeq and is a predicted model, not a curated record. Gene Ontology annotation, cellular component: membrane. Gene Ontology annotation, biological process: bile acid and bile salt transport.